AUGACAGCCGGUCGAGACCCACCAAACCUUGGCUACAACUACCUGAAUUCCUUCGAUUCCUCGUCCAAUUUCAACUCAAUGCCCGACUUCUUCAACACCGUGACGCCUCAGGGCAUGUUCAACAUGGACUACUACUCCCAUCAAAUGGCCCAUCACAAUUUGAAUCCGCAGCCUGCGCCCGAAUCUCCGGAAACUAUUAAACCUUUCCGAGAGGAGAUCUCAACAUCGCCUGAGGCCAAUAAUUUCAUAACCAACAACUCGUCGCCGCUAGAGCCAUAUAUUGCGUCAACGGCGUCGGCACUGAAUUUUGGGGCCAACAACGGAAUGAUGGCGGGCGCCAUGAAUCCGAUGAAUCGAAUGAUCAAUUCGGGACUUCAUAAUAGCUUUUUUCCUACGGUAAGCUAAAGCAUUUAUAUAGUUUAUAUGUGAUUUUUUGACGAAUAUUUUUCUGCGCUGUGCAGUGAAAAAAUUUUUGAUUUUGCACAGUGCAAUCAAAAAAAAUUUCAAUUCUGCACAGUGCAAUGCAAAAUUUGCUUUAUUUUUUUGACUGCACGGUGCAAACACAAAACUUUUUUUUGUUUUGCACAGUGGAAUAAUAAUUUUUCAGAACACCUCCGACUGCUGUCCAACCACAUCAUUUGCCGUCCAUUCCUACCCGAAUGCACCCUACUAUCCAAUCUUCAACCAAUCCCGAUUAAAUCCAAUGGAUUUGAACUCAACAUUCUGCACAGAUUCGAGAUUAGGGAGAAAAAAGGACGAUAAAAACUACAAAACUGGAGCUGGGACCAACAGUAAGUCAAGAAAAUACAGUUUUGAAAGUUUCAAAAGUCUUUUUUAUAAUUUUUUUAUUUCGCACAGUGCAGAGGGAAAAUUUUUGAAAUUUUCAGAUUUUGCACGGUGCAACAAAAACAAAUUUUUGGGCUUUGUGUUCACUGCACUGUGCAGAAAAAAAGGCGACAAAAAUUUUGGGUUUUGCACAGUGCAAAGACAAAAUUUCUGCGCUUUUGUUGACUGCACUGUGCGUAAGGAAAAAUAAGUAGAUUUACAAUUUUUCGCGCUUUGCAAAAAAGUUGAAAUAAAAAAAAUUGUCGCUUCCAGGUUGUCACAGCAUGAUGAAUUUUUUUUUUCCGUUUUAAUUUCACUAAAUUUGCAUAUUUUCCGACAAACUCAAUUUUUUGCACAGUGCAGUUCAGUUUUCUCUCAAAAAAAUCGGUAAUAUCAAAUUUUCCUUCAGAUGUUCGAGUGCGGACUUGCGACAAGUAUCGGACGGUGUAUUCGGAGCAGAUUCGGCAUGUUCUGGAGAGCGAGUUCAAAAAGUCGGAGUACUUGAAUGCGGAUCGGAAAUGCGGAUUGGCCACACAAUUGGACAUGACGGAGCGACAAAUCAAAAUAUGGUUCCAGAAUCGGUCAGUAAAUUUUUUUGGGACCAUUUUGGACAUUUCCUGACAUUUUAAAAGUGUUUUUAAGCGAAUUUUGAUGAAAAAUUUUGAUAUGCAAAUUUUUGAAAAUUAUGCAAAUCAUGUGAAAUUUUUGCUGGGGGCACUUUUAAGCUUUUUAGCAAUGAUUUUUGACAGAAAAAUACAUUUUUCCUAAAUUCGCAUAAAUGAAAAUUUUUCAAAAUUUAUGCAAAUUUAGUCUAAAAAUUUUCUUAACAACGUCCUUGAGGCAACUAGUGAUCUCAAGCAUCAAAUUUCAUCCCUAAUCCCUUUUAUUUUCUCCCAAAACUACGGUAAAUUCGAAUAUUUUGACAUUAUUCUUGUUGAGGUGUCGUAAAUUCGACGGGAACACAGCGGUUUUUGGCUUUUUGAUUGGGUAAUCUGAUUAAUUUUAUUGUUAUUUAUGGUAUAGCCAAACUUUCGCCGCUCUCGAGGGUUGCGCAAUUCGAGUCGAAUCUUUGGGGUCAAAUGGUUCGGCGGCGUUUUUUGGGAUAAGAAAAGGCUGAUAACUAUGACAAAUUGGAUAAGUUGAGGUCGAGAGUUUAAUUUGGAAGCGUCAUAUGAUGUUUUAAAUUUGAUUAUAAUAGGAAUAAUCGAUUUUUGGUAAAAUUUUGGCGAUUUUUUUAAAGAAAAAACGGAAAAAAAUUUUAAAAAAAAUUGUUGUAGCUAGUAAUUUUUAAAAUACGGCCGGAAACGGUUUUUCUGUAAAAAAAACAAUAUAUUUCUCGAAAAAUCCCAAAAAAGAUGAAAUUUUGGCAAAGAAAUAAAAUGUUUUUUUUUUCUGAAUUUAAAAUUUUUUUUUUUCAAGAUGUUUUGUGCUUGUAAAAUACGUGAUCUAUAGAUACGUCGUUCAAAUAUCCAUAAAUUUUCGAAAAAAAUCUCAAAUUUCAAAAAAAAAUUUUUGAAAUUACAGUAACCCAUUUGCACUAAAAUUGUUGUGUAAUGUCCUUGUGACCUCAGCGAAUCCAGUAAUCAACCAGUAGCCGUGGAAAAAUCGGUCCGGAAACGUAAAACAAGUAAUUAAAGUUUAAUAGCCGUUUUUUGUAAUCGCCUCUCUCCCUCCCGUUUUGAGGUCGAUAAACCAACCAUUUCGGUUCUUUGUCGGCAAAAGUGGGCAAUUUAUAAAAAAUUUUAAUCGAUUUUUUCAAUCAGAAAUUACUAAUUUUUUCUGUUUGAGACUUUUUUUCAGAUAAUUAGCGGUGUGGAAAUUGGGUGAUACGAAGGGUUACGGUAGGCACGAGGAAGAAAGAAUAUCUUGUGGGCAAUUAGAGAUUUUUUUGAAAUGUAGUUUAGGUUACCGUAACUUUUAGCUUAGAAUUUUUUUUGUAAGAUACGGUAGUAAUAUAACAAGAAAUAUUUUUGGGCUGCUGUAAUUUUUAAUUUUUUUUGUUAUUUUUUCGUAAAAUACGAUAAAAAUUUAAAAAAGCUCAAAAAUUGUUUUCUAUUUUUUUGGAUUACUGUAACAAAAAAAACCUAUUUUUAAAAAAAAAAUCCCCCUAGAUUUGUGAAAUGCGAAAAUUCUAAUAUAAUUCAUAGUUUCCGUUGAAAGCACGGUUCUCUGCAAGAACAUUCAAUUAUGACCCCAUUUUUGCCGUAUUUCUUGCUUUUCCAACUUUUUCGCCGUUCGUUGAAGCGCCCAGCUGUUGAAUUUUCACAGCCUUUUCCAUUCGUUUUUGAGCAAAUGGCGCUGCGGCAGUUUUACCACACUCACAUUUGGCGAGGUCAAUUUUAAUUUUCUCGCCGGAAUUUGGAGGAGAUUAGAGGGGAAAUAAAGUUUGUCAACGCUACAGUAGGAUUGAAAAUAAAAAAGCUUUUUUUUGAAAAAAUUACAAAAAAAUAUAAAAAAAAAUUGCUGACUAAAUUGAAGUUUAACACAAAAAAGUGUUUUUUCAGAGCAAAAUUCGCAAAACCAAGCAAAAAAUUUUGUUCUUCUGCCUGCCUCUCCUGAUUUGCCACAAUUUCUCGGCCCAAAAAAUUUUAAGAAGAUCUGAGCAUUUUGCCUCAGGCAUUUUUCAAACAAAAAGUUACCAAAAAUUGAAAAAAUUCCUCAUUUUACAUUGACGAAUAUAUACAGUUUUGAACGUCCGAUCCAUGCCAGAUGCCUCCUAUCGUAAACCCAAGGCCUCCCAUCGAUGUGGCGCAUCAAAAGCGCCCUCAUUGUUUUUGGUGAGGGGCAUAUUUUGCCUCGUAAAAUAUGAUUUACAACCGGUCGAAUUGCCGGAAAUUAGACAAAAGAGAAAUUUGAAAAAAUAGGGAUCCGGGUCAAAUUACCGAUAGAAAUGUCGUUUACGAUAACGAAAAAUUUUGAAAAAUAGAAAAAAUGGUUUUAAAUUAAAUAUUUUCUAAAAAUGAAAAAAUAUUUUUUUAAAUUUUGCUUUAUUUUUAGCCGAGCAAAAGACCGAAAACGCGGAAAAAACAACAAGAUCCCAUCGCCGAACGAUGUAUAUUGA
Molecule: messenger RNA, 3886 nt
Organism: Bursaphelenchus xylophilus (pine wood nematode)
Lineage: Eukaryota; Metazoa; Nematoda; Chromadorea; Rhabditida; Aphelenchoididae
Source: the annotation of a GenBank genome assembly